This is a messenger RNA of Culex pipiens pallens (northern house mosquito), 4598 nucleotides long. Its product is annotated as thioester-containing protein 1 allele S3-like. The coding region runs from base 69 to 4109 and encodes 1346 amino acids. Gene Ontology annotation, molecular function: endopeptidase inhibitor activity. The transcript has 15 exons. Gene Ontology annotation, cellular component: extracellular region. The record is from RefSeq and is a predicted model, not a curated record. NCBI's taxonomy places the organism in Eukaryota, Metazoa, Arthropoda, Insecta, Diptera, Culicidae.
AACAUUGUCAGCGCACGAAUAUUAUAUUGAAAGCAGUACUUUGUAAGCUUGGAAGAAGCUUGUGAGAGAUGCCUCGCUUCAAAUUAAACCGCAUGAUUAUUUUGAUAAUUUUAGUAUGUACGUUGAUGAUAGGACAAAGUCAAAGUCAAAGCUUGUUUGUUUUAGGACAAUCAACCAUUCGACCAUUUGCUCCUUAUAGCGUAACCAUAACAAACACUAUGCAAAAAAAUAUACAACUUGAGCUGGUGUUGUACGGAUAUGACAUGAAUCAAACCAAAAAAAUUACACUUAAACGCGAGUCUGAACAAAAUAUUGCGUUCGAGCCACAAAACGUCUUGGGAGAUAGUUAUAAGUUGGUAGUAAGGAGUUUGAAUCCCACCUUUACUUUUAAAGAAGAAGUCGAACUUAUGCCUGAUACAAGGUUGUCUAUAUUCAUCCAAUUCGAUAAAUUAAUCUACAAACCUAGUGACAUGGUGAACUUCAGAGUGAUUGUGGUAGAUUUAAACACCAGACCUGUGGCUAAUCUUUCCUACAUUGAGGUUAGAAUAGAGGACUCUGAAGAUACUUCCAUACGUGAAUGGCAGUUUGCUGAACUGCAAAAUGGAUUGUUUGAGUCGUCCAUGCAAUUGCCUUCCUCGCCAAAUUUAGGUGUUUGGAAGCUUACUGUUAAAUCGCCGACGGUGACGAAGAUUAAAGAAUUUGAAGUCAAACAGUAUGAACCGCCCAAAUUUUGGAUUAGGGUGUUCCCAACAGAGGUACCAUUUAUGGAGAGUAAAUUUUUAAAUUUAACAGUGGAAUCUGCGUACACUUUUGGUAAACCAGUGACUGGAAUUCUUAAAGUUUAUUUGUAUCCGGAAAAAGAACAAAAAGAGUACGAUUACUUUGAGAGCAAAAGUUUUGAAGGGGUAUCCAUGAUUCAGUUUUUUCUUGGCGAAACAGACAUCUACGACGAGCAAGAUUUUCGAGAUGUGUUUGUAAAUGUUACUUUAACUGAGGCACACACAAAUACAACCUUAUCAAUUUGGAAACCUAUUCGUGUAUACAGGUUUGAAUAUGACAUCAAACUCAUUAAACCGGCGGCAGAUUUCCGUCCUGGGUUGCCUUUCCCAAUGAAAAUAUCCUUUAAAGAUCUCAAAGGACAUGCAGUUGGUAAUGGUCAAAUAAUAACAUGUCUAAUUCGUUAUUUUCAUGAUAACGAAGAGGAAACUUAUGAAGAAAGGAAUGAAACUAUCAACAACAAUGGAUUACUAUUGCUGUCAAACAUAAUACCUCCAGAAACGGCGAAAUCUUUAUCCGUUAGGCUCCGGUACCAAUCUACAGAAUUUGAAGAAGUAAUCGAUGGUGUAAUAUCAAAUAGUCAUCAUCACCUUCGCAUUAUCUUGCCGGAAAAAUAUAAUAGACUUUGUCCAAACAAAGAAGUUCAAUUUGAGAUACAUAGUAUAGAGCCAAUGGCAUUUAUAACAUAUGUGUUGGUAGCCAGAGGAGUCAUCGUAGAUUCGAAAUUAGUGAAAACUUUUAAUAGAAAAAAAUUCACCCUUACAUAUCAAUUGAAUCCAAUUUUGGCACCAAAGGCAGAAAUCAUCGUAUUUAAAAUCACGAAAGAAUAUAUUAUGUUCGACGCCGUGAAACUGAACUUUGAAAGUUUUGAAAAUAAUUUAAGUAUUUUUUUGGACAAGGAAUCGUAUGCCCCAGGACAAAAUUUGUAUAUUGAAGUUGAGGCCACUUCAGAUUCAUAUGUGGCGUUGCAAGCAAUUGACCAAAAUGCCUUUCCUUUAAAAGACGGAUGGAAUGAUUUGACUAAAGCAAAUAUCGUUAACGAAAUUAAGGGCGAAAAAUACGGAUUCGACUAUUUUCAGGAUUUAGGAUUGUUUUUGCGAUCAGCCUCACGUGUAGAGCUAGAAACUGUCAGACUCGUAAGAAAUGGACUUGGCUAUCAAAGUUCCGAAGAUAUUGUAUACCAGAGAACCUUCUUUCCGGAAUCAUGGUUGUGGCAAAACCUACAUAUGAAUGGCGAAACGCGAGCAAAAUUUUCGGUUCAGGUGCCAGAUACAAUAACUUCGUGGCGUAUCAUGGGAUUUGCUCUCAGCCCUACGACUGGACUAGGCAUCAUCAAUGAACACGUUACUUUUCAUGUGGAGAAAUCAUUUUUUAUUGUCGUGCAUCUACCAUUUUCUGUCAAGCGUGGUGAAGUCGCAAUCAUAAAUGUGAAGGUAUUCAAUUUGCUCGGCGAUACUGUGGUUACUGUAUCACUGCAUAAUAAGGAUGAUGAAAUUGAAUUUGUGGAGCAACUGCAAGAAGAACAAACACAUCUCUCCAAACAAGUUAGUGUUUCCGGAAAUGGUAACGGUCUAGUAUCAUUCUUGAUAAAAGCUAAAAAGAUUGGAGAAAUUGACCUGAAAUUUGAUGCCGUUAACAAUUUUCAACAAGAUUCGGUCGAGCACACAUUACAUGUUGAUCCUGAGAGCCAUUCAUUUGCAGUUUAUGAGGCAUGUUUUAUAGAACAUGCAAGCUUUGAACAAUCAUACAACAGUUUAUAUUUAUACAUACCAAGAAAACACAUCGACCGGUCUAUAAACAUAACAUUUAAUUUAACUCCUAUCACAUUCCCGUCGAAAAAUCUUAAUCGUUUUGCGAAGAAACAGGGAAAGGAAAAUAUUUAUAAUUUUGUGCCUUAUGCUGUUGCUUUGGAUUAUUAUUCAAAAAAAGGAAAUUAUCGUAAAAUUCAAAGGAAAAUUUUAGAUGCUUUAAAAGCAAGAAUCCAAAACCAAAUGAAGUAUAGGCAAGACGAUGGGUCUUUUGGGUUUGGUAAUUCUGUACACCUUAAUGAAAGCAGCAUUUUUGUCACAUCAUUGGUGGCUAAAUAUUUAAAGAUUGCUUCGAGUUAUGACAAUGAGCUGGUAAACAUUGAAAUUGUUGUGGCUGCCUUACGAUGGUUAGCAAAUAAACAGAGGGCUGAUGGAAGCUUUGUCGAGAUCGGAGAACAAAUUCACAAUGAGUCGCAUCAUUAUCGACCAUCAAGGUUUGCACUUACUGCGUAUGUGCUAGCUGUUUUUCUUGACACAGGAGAAAUGUCAUCACAGUAUUCUGCAAAUAUAGACUCAGCUGUUGAUUUUUUGGAGCAAAAUCUCGAAAACAUAAAAAAUCUGUAUGAUGUGGCAUUGGCCGCGUAUGCACUUUCUCUGAAGAAACAAAACAGUGGAAGAAAAUGUUUGGAUACACUUAUGGAUUAUUCUAUACGCGACAAAGGACAAAGGUAUUGGGAAAAGGAUACAUUUUCUACCCAGAUCGCAAGCUAUGUGAUACUAACAUAUAUUCAAUAUAAUAUGACGAUCAUGGCAAUGCCAAUUGUAGCUUGGCUGGCUGAGCAACAGCGUAUUGUAGGAGGUUUAAGCUCAAUUCAGGAUACUUUUAUUGAGCUCCAGGCCUUAUCUCAAUAUGCUUUGCAAACAUCGAUAAAUGAUUAUGUAUUAACAUUGUCGUGGGAUAAGAGACGACAUUUUAUUAACGUUACUAAGGUUGACACUGACAACAAAUUUAGAAAUCAAACUCACAAUUUAGUUGUCCCACCACAUGUCAGAAAAAUUGAUGUAGCAGUUGACGGUAUUGGAUACGGUUUAUAUGCGAUUUCCUAUGAAUACCGUAUGGAAAUGAAAGACGCAAAAAAAGGAUUUGAUUUAAAAAUAAUGUUGAUGGACAACAGCACAUAUUAUGUUCAUAAUUUUAAAGUCUGUACAAGACAUUUGAGGAAGAAUGAUCCUCCUAUAAUGCCAUACGUUGAAGUGUUCUUGCCAAGCGGUAUUUACGUAAAGGAUAAAAACGGGAUAACAGAUCUUGCAACUGAUAAUAAAAUACAGCGCAUUGAACUACAUUACCAAGGAACCAAUGUCCGUGUCUAUUACAACAGUUUGGGAGACUUACAGUCUUGUUUCCUGGUAAAGGCCGAGCGACGCUACGACGUGGCGAUACACAAACCGGUGCAUGUUUUAGUUUAUGAUAGCGCCAAUAAAGAUUCUUUUGCUAUUGAAACGUACGAAGGUUUUAUCAAUCAACCAUGUUAUAUCUGCCAAGAUGAGGAUUGUGACCAUGCUGCAUGUGAUGUAAACGAAUAAGCAACGAAGUACCGGAUUCGAGUGCGAUCCGGAACAGGACGGAGCAACAACAAAAAAAAAAGCUCAGAGGAAAUAAAAUUGAAGGCGACACUUCCGUCUCUGGCUGUGAAAAUUGUUGUCGCUCUGGUGGAGGCAAGGAAAAAAUAUAGUAUCAUAGUGGGGAAAUGUUUCACACCUUGUCGCGUCGUCGGUCGUGAUUUUUUAAACAAUUUAUUUAUACAACCACUUUCAUUGAUAUUCAUUUGCAGUGAGUUUUCUAGUUUCCGCUUUUAUUCUCCGACAGUUUGCAUGGUAUAUUCCCAUUUUGUCCUGAAAAACUUAAAAAAAUAUAAAUACCAUUCGUCUUUCACAUCAGCACGCGUUCACAACUAGGUUUGGUGUUGAGAAAUUAUUUUUUUUUUGUAAGAAAUUUUAAUGAUUUGCGUCUGUUUGUCUGUGUUAACUCCCUAAAGAUAUUUUUAAGUUGAAUAAAAAUUUAUUUAAGCAUAA